This is a messenger RNA of Rana temporaria (common frog), 1324 nucleotides long. RefSeq lists its product as uncharacterized. The transcript is spliced from 8 exons. The record is from RefSeq and is a predicted model, not a curated record. NCBI's taxonomy places the organism in Eukaryota, Metazoa, Chordata, Amphibia, Anura, Ranidae. Bases 91 to 825 code for a protein of 244 amino acids.
AUUUGGCCAUAGGGUGGCGCUGUGUUCCCUCUUAUACACGGUGAGCGGCAGCGGGAAGAGCGGAGUCCGGUCGGUGAGGUAACUUGCAGAAUGAAGAGAAGCUCCAGUAAGAAGAAGGACUCCCGCUCUUCAUGGGUGGAGGUGUCAGGAGAGCGGGGAAUGGAGAGAGCCGGGCACAGAAUGUCGCCCAGGGUGAAGAGAAGAGAAGACACACGAGCUCCAGUGAUGACUGACACGUCGCCUGUGAUUCCUGUCCUAUGUCUGCCUAAAGUCCUGCUGGAGGAGGGUGGCAGAGCAGCCAAGCGCGGCAACCCAAAUUCUAAUGAUCAUGACAUGGUGGAUGUGAAGAAAAGUAGAAAGAAGAAAAAUACAAAGCUACUGGCUAAACAAGAUGUGAAAAGAAAUGACCAGAUGCCCCCGCGUAUUGAGAGAAGUAUUAAUGAUAUAUAUCCAGCUGAGUCAGGUAGCCUGAAUUCUAAUAUUCCUGCCCAACCUGACAAGGUUUCUGUAAGGAAAAGGCUAUUUGUAUCAGCAUCAAAGAAGAAAGAAUCACAACCACUGGUUAAACUAGAUGUGAAAAGAAAUGACCGAAUGCAUCAGCUUAUUGAGAAAAAUAAUAAUGUUAAAUGUCCAGCAGCAUCAGGUAGCCGAAAGUUUGAUAUUCCUGACCAACAUGACAAAGUUCCUGAAAAGAGGAGAUUCACAUCUACAUCGAAGAAGCAAAAGAACCAAGAAAUUGUAAUGGACCUUAUUAAACAGAAUGUGCUUGAAAAUGAACGGCUUAGACUGAAGUUUCAACAGCACAGCAAGAAAGAUAGUGAAUAGGGCUGCUGGCUGACAAAAGAAGAUUCUUGAAAAAUUAAGUGUUAUUUUGUUUAGUUCUGGAGAAGGAACACAUUUAACUUUUGAACAGAUGUUUUCUGCAACUAAAUUUUUUCCAUUUCGUAGCUACCAUGCUUUUUGGCAUCAUUGUGUGUUUUUUCUGGAUCAGAUAAAGUGGAAGUCUUAGCUUUCUUUAACCAUACAUAAAACAUUUCUUUAGCCAUACAUAAAACAAUAUAUAUAAUUUAAAUCGCUCCACUGUCAACAUAUAGCAUAUCAUCACCUUCACUGUCAUUUCUGCAACAUCUUGGAGGAAUGCCCUGAUAAGGCUUAAAUGGAUUAUUAUUAGUUAUAUUUAUUUUGUGCCUUAUAGCAGAACUAUAAUCCUUUCUAGCUGUAUCUUUAUUAUAAGUAAAAUUGCAGCUUAUACUGCUGUUUUAUGUUUCAAUGUUCACUGAAUUUUUGAAGGUAUCGUAAUAAAUACGAAAGUUUCACUCUUCUA